AUGGAUUUUGAGAAUCUUUUUUCCAAACCCCCUAACCCGGCCCUGGGGAAAAGGGCAGCUACGGACUCCGACGAAAGAACCGAUGAUGAAAUCAAUGAUACAGAAGUUGAAGAAACACACGAAGAGAAAAUAAAACUGGAGUGUGAGCAAAUUCCCAAAAAAUUUAGGCACUCAGGAAACUCCGCAGUAUCACAAAAGAAUUUGCAACGUAGAAAAUCAAGAAGUAAGGACUAUGAUGUAUAUAGUGAUGACAAUAUCUGCAGUCAGGAAUCACAAGAUACUUUUGCUGAUGAGCUUAAACGAUAUAUGCAAGCUAAAGAAAUGGCAAAUACUCCUCAAUCUUCACCAUUUCCUGAAGAAUCUAUGACAAAAGAGAGAGCAAAAGGUACCCAGCAAGUUGUUAAACAAAAAUAUAAAAAUUUUAAAGCGGGCCAUAAGAAUGGUAAAAAGAAGAAAAUGAAGCAAAAGUGGGCUGGCCCUGGAAACAAAGAAUCAAGUGCUUUGCUGAGAAAAAAUGGCUCACAAGAAGAGGAUGGUAAACCUAAAGAAAAGCAGCAGUGUGUGAAAAUGAGUCAGGGAUUCAUCAACCAGCAUACAGUGGAACGCAAAGGAAAACAAAUUUGUAAAUAUUUUCUUGAACGGAAAUGUAUUAAGGGAGACCAGUGUAAAUUUGAUCACAAUGCAGAACUGGAGAAGAUAAAGGAAAUGUGCAAAUUCUACGUGCAGGGAUACUGUAACAGAGGCGAAAACUGCUUCUAUUUGCAUAAUGAAUAUCCAUGCAAGUUUUACCAUACGGGAGCAAAAUGUUAUCAGGGAGAACACUGCAAGUUUUCCCAUGCUCCACUGACUGCUGAAACACAGGAACUGCUAGAUAGAGUUUUGGAUACAGAAAAGAAGUCAUCAUGUCAAUGA
Orycteropus afer afer is the source of this 912-nucleotide messenger RNA. It is a transcript of the gene ZC3H8, whose product is annotated as zinc finger CCCH-type containing 8. The record is from RefSeq and is a predicted model, not a curated record. NCBI's taxonomy places the organism in Eukaryota, Metazoa, Chordata, Mammalia, Tubulidentata, Orycteropodidae. The transcript is spliced from 8 exons. Gene Ontology annotation, molecular function: RNA binding; metal ion binding. Gene Ontology annotation, biological process: negative regulation of DNA-templated transcription. Gene Ontology annotation, cellular component: nucleus. Bases 1 to 912 code for a protein of 303 amino acids.